AUGUCUAGCAACACGACGGUCGUCAACAUUUCCUGGUUGACUUCUCCGUCGCCUGGCCUCGAUUGGCAGUCCAUCUACUCGAAAAACGUGGAAACCCUCAAUCUGAACCUGAUUCCCAUCGCCAUUCUGCUAAACUCGAUCCAUUUCGCGGUGCUGAGCAGAAAGCAUCUGCGCUCCAACGCCAAUUUCGUCUGGCUCCUCGUCGUUUCGCUGUGCAACCUGGUCUAUCUCUCGUGCUCCUGGACGUCCGUACUUUUGCACUGGCUGAGACCGUCCGGACAAGAGUGUUUCCGAAGUUUCGUCUAUUCCGACAUCAUCGUCCAAAUGAUCGGGAAUGCUCUGCGAGACAUUGCUCUCCGCGCCUCCUCCUGGAUUGUCAUUUCGAUCGGCUUUUUGAGAGCUUUUACAAAGUUCAGGCCUCGAGCCGUUUUCUGGGUUACUGUCACCGUAACUCUCCUGGCGUCUUUUUGGUGCUUGACCCUAUGGCCGAGACAUCACAUUUAUAGUGUCAAGAUUGAAAUGGAGUGGGUCUGGAUUACUGUAGAUCUGAUUUUCAAAAGCUUCUUCCAGUUGUGCGAAUAA
Messenger RNA from Caenorhabditis sp. 36 PRJEB53466, 582 nucleotides. Lineage: Eukaryota; Metazoa; Nematoda; Chromadorea; Rhabditida; Rhabditidae. The record is from the annotation of a GenBank genome assembly.